This is a messenger RNA of Stylonychia lemnae, 1005 nucleotides long. Lineage: Eukaryota; Ciliophora; Spirotrichea; Sporadotrichida; Oxytrichidae. The record is from the annotation of a GenBank genome assembly.
AUGAUAAGCAUAGGAUUCAUUUUCUAGAUCCUAGGAUCACUUGCAAAUUUCAUAAUUUAUUGCUUCAAUGAUGAUGUUUACACUUGGAAGCUGCAGUCAGUCCUAAAUCGUUUAGGGAAGAGCUUAUUCUUGGACAUUAUAAAUCCUUUGCCUGAAUACCCAGAGGGAUAUAAUUGGACAUUAGAGCAGCAGAUAAGAAACAGAGGAUAUCAGUUUGAGAGACACGAGAUAUAAACAGAGGAUGACUAUAUUCUCACAGCAUUUAGAAUUCCAGGAAAACUUGGUGAAGAAAAUAAGCAGAGGAAUAAAUACCCAAUAUUUAUGCAACAUGGAUUAAUUGAUAUGUCUGGCACUUGGUUUUUUAACAAGAAAGAGAAGAGUCUUGCGUUUUAGCUAUCGGAUUAAGGAUACGAUGUUUGGAUGACUAAUAGUAGAGGAACAGUUCCCAGCAAUAAGCACAUGAAGUACACAAUUAAAGAUCAUUAAUUUUGGGACUUCACUGUGCAUGAAAUGGCCUUGUAUGAUGUUCCAGCAAAUUUGAAAUACAUUUUAGAUAAGACUAAGGCUACACAAGUUAUUUAUAUUGGCCAUUCCUAAGGUACUACUCAAUGGUUUUUGGCAAAUAUUUUAGAUAAAGAUUUGACUUAAUAUUUUAAAGUCUUUGUUGGUGUGGCUCCUGUAAUGUCAGUAAAUCAUAUGACUAGCUUUUUAUCAUAAACUUUGGAUGCUAUGAAUGCAGCUGCAAUUGCCAGUGAAGUUAGCGAUUCUAUACUAUAUGCUCCCAACAUUGCUAGUUUUGGAUCAACUUUAACCCAUUAUCUUCCAAGGACACUGCCAAUGAUGUCUAGAAACGAUGUUGGAGGUACAUCAACAAAGAAUCUUCUGUUUUGGAAUCAAAUGAUUCAUGAAAAGAGGCUUGGGUAUUUCAACUAUGGAGAAAAAGAGAAUAUGAAACGCUAUAACUAAACUCAGCCUCCUGACUACGAUGUACAAGAGAUUCAAUGA